Molecule: messenger RNA, 1266 nt
Organism: Cladocopium goreaui
Lineage: Eukaryota; Dinophyceae; Suessiales; Symbiodiniaceae
Source: the annotation of a GenBank genome assembly
AUGGGGGAUCCUGUGCCCAUACUUGGUGAGAACCGAACGUUGCAUGGAUUGGGUACGGCUUGGGAAUCAACCAAAUCUAUUCGCCGAUAUGUUCUCAAAGAGGGCCAGCUACUUCGGUGGUCCACCAAAGAGACGGUUGGAGUGGUGAACUUCCCAACGCUGAAACUGAAUCGCCAAGUGCUAGAGCAUUUGCUUUCUUUUUGGUGCCCCCAAGCCCAGGACCGCAAGACGGUUCCGAUCAAGCUUGUCAAGCCUCAGGCGGACAGGGCUGUUGUCUUUGGAACAUCAAUUCGUGAACUCCGUCGUUCGCUGGAGUUACCGGAGAAUGGUGCGCUGGUGCACUGCGAAGCCCAUGCCUUGAAAGCUAUGGUUUCAUUGCUCAUUCGUCGGCAUGACGGGUCGAAACGACGAGACGGGGAUCUGGCCAGCUUGUUUGCUGUCCUUGGUGACUUCUUCACCACUCGCCCCAACAACAGCCGCUCCAGGGAGGCACUGGGUGAUGCAGAGGAGGAAGAGGCUGUAGGAGAGGGCCUCAAGGAAAGUGAAGGGGGAGAGGUGACUCAGGGAGAGGUCGCCCAGGAAGAGGGUGAGGAAGGUGUUGGGGAGAAAGGUGGGGAAGGUGGUGAGACCGAACCGCCCACUCAUGAUGAAUAUGAUGAGCCUGUUGAUGGUGAUGCUCCCCAGGCACUCCCUUCUUGCCCCACCACACCAGUCAAGAAAACUUUGAGCUUCGAAGGGGAUGAUGACCCCAUGAAUGAGCUUUUGGCAUUUCGGAUGGGGGGUGAGUCCAUGGUGAAACCCACCCCGUCUCCUGGCCCAACCUGGGCUCCAAGCCCUGGACAUGGAUCGCCAACCUCACCAAGUGCUCUCGCGGACAGUUGGGAAUGGGUCCAGAAAGAGCUUGCCCGAGUUGAGUAUGAAAUGGAACAGCGAAAGUUGUCCUUCUUGGGGCAGAAAGCCAAAUCGAGCUGGAACCUUGAUGCUUCAGGUGCUUGUGGACCUGAAUCUGAUACCAUGCCCUAUGACCAUGAAGAAGCCGCCCACGAAGUUCAAGCUGCUGUGGCCCAAAUUGAAGAAGCAUCCCAUGUGACUACAACCCCUGAAGAUCCCAAUGUGGAAAAGGUUCCUGGCCCACUUGCAGCAUCCACCCCCGAGAUGCCGCCGCCUUCGUUCAUCCCAAAACGUGCCCGGAAGCAGCUGCCUGCAGGCCCACUUUCCGAAACAUCUGCUGGUUUGUUGGAGGAUGAGGCAUGGUUGUCGCUUUGA